CUAUCCAGUAGUUGAUUCCCCUCGUCUAGCCUGCUGCUGUCCCCUCGUAUACACACAUACACGUAUAUACAUGCGGUGGUUCGACCCCUCGUACUGCAAAUAGGAAUAAUGCCCGGGUGGGCGGCGUGGGCGGCUGUAAUGGCGGCAGUGGGCGGUGUGGGCGGUCAUGGGCGCCAGCAUAAAGCCUAUCUCUAAACACAGAAGCAAUUCUUCAAUGGUGAUAGUUCCAUCUGGUCUUCUUGUCCAGCUGUUAGAUGUGAGUCGGGCACUACAGAAAUUGCUGCCAUCUGACCUGCCACUGACCUUACUGGACGUCACUCCUGAGGAAGUGUUAGCGAGGGCAGGGGAAGAGGGUCACAACCCCCUGCUGUCCCUGGCACUGCGCCACCAUGCCCUCCUGCAGCAGAGGAACGAGGAACUGCUGACACAGCAGGGGCGCUGCACCGCCCAACUCGAGGCCCUUCAGGAGGAUAAACAGGAGCUGCGUCUGCAACUCCAACAGUAUAAACGGCAGUUGCAGCUGUUGCAGAAGGGCAGGGGUGACCUCGUGCCCCCUCCCGAGGGGACUGGGACUGCCACCGAGCCCCCAGUAGGGGCUAAACCCCCCGGAAAGGAGGGGGUACAGGCGUGCCCCUGUAGGGACGACCUGACGGAGGAGGAACUGGAAGAGAGGAACUUUGUAGGGCAAGACUGUGUGUGUGGGAAUGUUACUGCUACACCACCCACUACACCCACUACUGAACUGCUGGGUACUGGUGCUAGAGUGAAGGACUGUGCUGGACACCAGAACGAGGGAGCUACAGAGAGUGGUAUAUAUGAAAUAUAUCCCUCUGAGUGUAGGGCUGUGAGAGUGUGGUGUGACCUCACAACAGACGGGGGAGGCUGGACUGUUUUCCUCAACAGACAGCAACAGGACAAACAGAUAAACUUCACCAGGACCUGGAAGGAGUACAAGAUGGGCUUUGGUGAUGUUGGAGCUGAGUACUGGCUGGGUAAUGAGUUUGUUCACCAGCUGACCGCCAAGGGUGACCAGGUACUAAGGGUUGAUGCUGAGGACUUCAACGGAAGUAAGCGUUGGGGCGUCUGGGGUCGCUUCAGAGUGGAAGAUGAGGCGCAUAACUACAAGUUACUAGCAGUGAUGUACUCGUCAAAUAGUACUCUGGGAGAUGGACUCCUGUGGCACAGUGGGAUGCAGUUUUCAACCAUAGAUAAGGAUAAUGACAAGCACAAAGGUAGUUGUGCCCACGAGUACAAAGGCGGCUGGUGGUAUAAUGUCUGCCACAACGCAAAUCCUACGGGAAUCCUUACGAACUCUGACGACUUCGACUCUGUUGGAUGGGUCUACUGGAGUCCAAGAGAGUACAAAUGGGCGAGUCUACGCUGGCUCCAGAUGAAGAUCCGGCCACCCAAUUUUGGGACUCCAGACCCGUCUGACGGUCCAGGAGAUUGUUCCAGUGACUAGUUAGUGUGAUCUUCACAGGACUCCUGACCCUUCUGACAGUCCAGGAGAUUGUUCCAGUGACUAGUUAGUGUGAUCUUCACAGGACUCCUGACCCUUCUGACGGUCCAGGAGAUUGUUCCAGUGACUAGUUAGUGUGAUCUUCACAGGACUCCUGACCCUUCUGACGGUCCAGGAGAUUGUUCCAGUGACUAGCUAGUGUGAUCUACCUUUGCUAGACUCCUAGCUAGUGUGAUCUACCUUUGCUAGACUCCUAGCUAGUGUGAUCUACUUUUGCUAGACUCCUAGCUAGUGUGAUCUACCUUUGCUAGACUCCUAGCUAGUGUGAUCUACUUUGCUAGACUCCCAGCUAGUAUGAGGUACCUUUGCUAGACUCCUAGCUAGUGUGAUCAACUUUGCUAGACUCCUAGCUAGUGUGAUCUACCUUUGCUAGACUCCUAGCUAGUGUGAUCUACUUUGCUAGACUCCUAGCUAGUGUGAUCUACUUUUGCUAGACUCCUAGCUAGUGUGAGGUACCUUUGCUAGACUCCUAGCUAGUGUGAUCUACCUUUGCUAGACUCCUAGCUAGUGUGAUCUACUUUUGCUAGACUCCUAGCUAGUGUGAUCUACCUUUGCUAGACUCCUAGCUAGUGUGAUCUACUUUGCUAGACUCCCAGCUAGUGUGAGGUACCUUUGCUAGACUCCCAGCUAGUGUGAGGUACCUUUGCUAGACUCCUAGCUAGUGUGAUCUACUUUGCUAGACUCCUAGCUAGUGUGAUCUACUUUGCUAGACUCCUAGCUAGUGUGAUCUACUUUUGCUAGACUCCUAGCUAGUGUGAUCUACUUUGCUAGACUCCUAGCUAGUGUGAUCUACUUUGCUAGACUCCCAGCUAUUGUGAUCUACUUUGCUAGACUCCUAGCUAGUGUGAGGUACCUUUGCUAGACUCCUAGCUAGUGUGAUCUACUUUGCUAGACUCCUAGCUAGUGUGAUCUACUUUGCUAGAUUCCCAGCUAGUAUGAGGUACCUUUGCUAGACUCCUAGCUAGUGUGAUCAACUUUGCUAGACUCCCAGCUAGUGUGAGGUACCUUUGCUAGACUCCUAGCUAGUGUGAUCUACUUUUGCUAGACUCCUAGCUAGUGUGAUCUACCUUUGCUAGACUCCUAGCUAGUGUGAGGUACCUUUGCUAGACUCCUAGCUAGUGUGAUCUACUUUGCUAGACUCCUAGCUAGUGUGAUCUACUUUGCUAGACUCCUAGCUAGUGUGAUCUACUUUGCUAGACUCCCAGCUAUUGUGAUCUACUUUGCUAGACUCCUAGCUAGUGUGAGGUACCUUUGCUAGACUCCUAGCUAGUGUGAUCUACUUUGCUAGACUCCUAGCUAGUGUGAGGUACCUUUGCUAGACUCCUAGCUAGUGUGAUCUACUUUGCUAGACUCCUAGCUAGUGUGAUCUACUUUGCUAGACUCCUAGCUAGUGUGAGGUACCUUUGCUAGACUCCUAGCUAGUGUGAUCUACUUUGCUAGACUCCUAGCUAGUGUGAUCUACCUUUGCUAGACUCCUAGCUACUGUUACCUUCACAUUCUUGAUUGCUAGCCAGGCUAGCAGGUCCUUUCAGAGCCAAAAUGUUACCAUCGAAAGCCCUUUCAGAAAGUGAAAUGUAGCCAUCAACAUUCUUUAUGAAGUUCAGUCUUCAGGGCAAGACGUGCCAUGUUUUGCUCUAUCCCAAACCCUUUCAGAGGGCGAAAUGUCGUCAUAAUAUGCAUAGCAUAGUCUGUGGAUACAGCUGCAUUUUGACUACCAAUGGUAUACCACUGGCUUGAAUUUAUAGAGAAUACUAACCUGAACUAAGUAGGAAUUCAAGCCACAAUACCCUGGCUUAGAUAUAUCAGAUACUAGUACUAGCAACAAGCCAUAAUUUCCAGGCUUAGAUCUGUCAGAUAUAGUGGAACUCCGGAUUUCGUACUUAAUCCGUUCCAAAAGGUCCGUCUAAAUCCGAAACGUAUGAAAACUGUAAUAAUAUUUCCCAUAAGAAAUAAUGUAAAUACAAUUAAUCCGUUCCAGACACCCAAAAAUAUUAACAAAAAAGGCAUUUUUUAAGGACUAACUCUAGUUUUACAUACAGAAAACAAUGAGAAAUAAAUAUAAAUGAAUAAUUUUAAUGAUAAAUGAAAAUUACAUACCUUUAUUGAAUACCUUUGUUGACUCUUGUUUGUGAUCUCUGUUUCGUUAGCAUAUUUACCCCUUUCGCAACUUUAGCUUCCUUGAUAUCUACUUUCUUUGCCAGGAUGGAACAGGUUGUUGAUUUCAACUUCCCAUACAUCCUGGCAAGCUCGUCUAAACGUACGCCACUUUUGCAUUUCUCUACAAUCUCUUGAAUUCUGUCAUGUUUCUCACCUUUACCAAAGGGCUGGCACUAGGAACUUUCUUUGGGCCUAUGGUGGCUAAUUUCACAGUCGCAAUUAAUAAACAAGCACAAAAAGUGUGAAAUGUUUCAGAUGAAUACUCACUCAACCAGUGACAGAAUCUUGUUAAAUUAAAUUUAUUGAGGAAACGUUUCGCCACACAGUGGCUUCAUCAGUCCAUACAAAGGAUAAACUUGAAGAACAGGAGGAGAAUGAGGUAAUCAGUCCCUCCCUUUCAAGUUUAUCCUUUGUAUGGUCUGAUGAAGCCACUGUGUGGCAAAACGUUUCCUCCAUAAAGAUACCCAAGAGUUGCACAUGUGUCUAAUUUAACAACGUGUCGGUUCUUUGAACCAUUCAUCUGCAGUGACAGAGUCUUACCGAGACAGUACUCAUGAGAGUGCCCGGGUGGGUGGACGCGUCUGAUACGCACAAUUUCCGGAUGGAGGUAUGAAAUUCAAACCAAAAUUUUGCCCAAUAAAGUGUUGUAAAUCUGAAUUAUAUGAUAUUCAUAGUGUGCAAAAACCAGAGUUCCACUGUACUAGCACUAGCAACAAGCCAGAUCUACCAGAUACUAGUAGGACUAGCAACAAGCCACAAUACCCUGGCUUAGAUUUAUCAGAUACUAGUACUAGCAACAAGCCACAAUACCCUGGCUUAGAUUUAUCAGAUACUAGUACUAACAACAAGCCACAA
This is a messenger RNA of Cherax quadricarinatus, 4531 nucleotides long. RefSeq names its product ryncolin-1. Lineage: Eukaryota; Metazoa; Arthropoda; Malacostraca; Decapoda; Parastacidae. The record is from RefSeq and is a predicted model, not a curated record.